GCUGAUUGCAAGUUGUGCAAACUUGAGACGGUUCUGAUUAUGCUUAUGUUUAUUCCUUGUCCUUGUGACAGGUUACGAAGGUGAUGGCUAAAAUGGCUUCCGCAGAUAUAGUAUGUGUAGGGCCCAAGUCCGUACGAGAAAAAUUCACGGGCAUCAUUAGGCAACAAGAUGUCAGAGCGACGGAGAUUGACAAAGUAGAAAUGCACUCCUCUUUCCGUCCUGGCGACAUAGUCAAAGCUUUAGUUCUGUCCCUUGGUGAUGCUCGAGCUUAUUAUUUGUCGACUGCAAAAAAUGAACUUGGUGUUGUUUCAGCAGAAAAUGUUGCAGGUGCAACAAUGGUUCCUAGAUGCAGUGCCCUCUAACAGGUCAAACUGAGCAUAGAAAAGUCGCGAAGAUCGACGUCGUCUGAAAAUAGGAUCCCAAAUUGGGAAAUUGGUGGAUGGGCUUUGGUGAUAGCACCUUAGUGGGCUACUGGCCCACCGAGCUAUUCACCCAUCUAACGGGCCGGGCCACGAUGGUCGAGUGCAGCGGCGAGGUCGUGAAUUCCCGGGGCAACGACCAACACACGUCGACCCAAAUGGGCUUGGGCCAUUGCGUGGAAGCUGGGUUCGGUAAAGCAAGCUAUUUUCGUAACCUAGAGAUCGUUGACUCCGACAAUAGUCUAAGAUCGGCCCAAGAUAUAUCAACUUUGGCCGAGAGCACGAAUUGUUACUACAUCAAGAAAAAGCCCGCAGUGCCCGUAAUCAUAAGGCAUCCGGCCCAGCCCGAAGUCCGAAUUCUUUUUCUAGUUUACUAAGAUUUGUAGAAUUGGUGCUAUUUCCAAUUCCGACCAUGUUUUUGCUCGUUUCGAUUUUCAAGUUUUGUAUGUGUUUGUGGGGAAGGAAGUGUAUUAGAUAAGCAUAAAACAGGUAAGGAAAUAGUUAUAUUUUAUUUGGAAAAAGGUAAUUAUUAAU
Molecule: messenger RNA, 953 nt
Organism: Salvia miltiorrhiza (redroot sage)
Lineage: Eukaryota; Viridiplantae; Streptophyta; Magnoliopsida; Lamiales; Lamiaceae
Exons: 4
Coding region: 84-362 (92 amino acids)
Biological process (GO): RNA processing
Cellular component (GO): nuclear exosome (RNase complex); cytoplasm
Molecular function (GO): RNA binding
Source: RefSeq, a predicted model, not a curated record